AUGGAGCCCAGUGAUGGCAUUCGCGUCUUCGGUUUGUCUGGCAAUCUGCUGGCGACACUGGAUCACAAGAGACUGCUAGCGGCUGGGGAUUUUGCUGAUGUGCUGAAGAACGACUUGCAGCGUGAGACAGGAGUUCCUGGUUGUCGGCAACGGCUCUUCUGGGGCGAAACCGAGGUUUCCUCGGCAACAUGUCCCUGGGGCGACACGGCCUUGCCAGUGAAUCUUCAGCUGGUCAUCAUGCCGCUGCGACAUGAUAAAACGAGAGAGCUUCGCACUGCCACUGCCUCGGGCAAGCUGGAGUUUGUGCAGCGUCUCCUCACAGAAGGACAAGAUCCCAAUUCUCCUGGCGAAGGGGCAGAAAUGCCCCUCCACAUUGCCGCAGAUCGCCGCCGCUUGGCGAUCGCUGCUGCUUUGACUCAGGCUGGCGCAGACCCAAACGUAGUUUCUCCGCUGGACGGAGCGACCCCCCUUUCUGCUGCAGCCGCACAUGGGAAUCUGCGCAUCGUUCAGCACUUGUUGCAGGCCCAUGCCAGUCUGGAUUUGCCAGGUUCUAACGGCAGAACGCCUUUAAUAAUGGCCACCAUACAUGGCCACCUGGGUGUAGUGGAGCACUUGGUCGAAGAGCAUGCUGAUGUCGACAAACCGGGGGUCGGUCAAGCAGCACUCACAAAUCCGCUGUGGAGUGCUGCAGAAUGCAACCAUUCACGGAUUGUGGCGACGCUCCUCCGUGCUAGGGCUGACGUCGACUGGAACAAUCCAGACGGCAGGACGCCCUUGUGGUGCGCCGUUGCCAAUGGAAGCAUACAGUCUGCACGAUAUUUGCUGAAGGCUGGUGCCAGCGUGAACUGCACGGAUCAGCAUGGGGACGCGCCAUUGUGGGUAGCAGUUGCGUGCGGGCAACCCGAAGCAGUCGAGUGUUUGAUUGCAGCACUCUCUGAUGUGAACCAACUAGCCGGGAACGGCCAGUCUCCGCUGUGCACAGCGGCCCUGAGAUGCGACCUACCUGCCGUCCGCCGGUUGUUGAGGGCGGGUGCCGACGAGAGAGACUGGCAAGGCAGAUCGCCGGCAGACCUAGCCAUCAGCACGGAGGUGAAAAAAGAGCUGCACAAGCACGGUCCCAAGAUGCUGCCACGAGACCAGCAUGGCGAGCGACCUCGGUUGAAGCUUUCCAAAGAUGGAAGUGCCAAGAGAAGUCCAGGCUCUGCCAGAAGCGACGUGCAGAUUGCAAAGGCAGCAAAACAUUGA
Molecule: messenger RNA, 1245 nt
Organism: Symbiodinium sp. CCMP2456
Lineage: Eukaryota; Dinophyceae; Suessiales; Symbiodiniaceae
Source: the annotation of a GenBank genome assembly